Molecule: messenger RNA, 8830 nt
Organism: Periophthalmus magnuspinnatus
Lineage: Eukaryota; Metazoa; Chordata; Actinopteri; Gobiiformes; Gobiidae
Gene: abca5
Product: ATP-binding cassette, sub-family A (ABC1), member 5
Exons: 38
Coding region: 126-5129 (1667 amino acids)
Biological process (GO): lipid transport; transmembrane transport
Cellular component (GO): membrane; intracellular membrane-bounded organelle
Molecular function (GO): ABC-type transporter activity; ATP binding; ATP hydrolysis activity
Source: RefSeq, a predicted model, not a curated record
GGGCGGGUCUUCAGUUUGACAGGUGCAUCGCGCCCAGAGAACAAGCAUUUCCCGACAUUUUUCUGCGUUUAAAUCCGUCCAGAUGUAACCGAGACCCGGCGGGACCAUCGACAGGAUAUGCCUUAAUGUAUUACAUCCCUGAGGCGCGGAUGGAGGAGGUGCGUUCCCGUCCUUACAUCAUCCCCGUUCGGCCGGGUGGAGACAUGAAUCCCGCCCGCCGUAGAGAUUCUGGAGUGUGGCACCAAACUCGCAGCUUACUCUACAAGAACCUGCUCAUCAAGUGGAGGACCAAGCAGCAGUCUCUCCACGAGCUGAUUUUGCCUCUCUUGCUGCUCGCGCUGCUUAUUCUCAUCAGCACAUUGAACCCUCACGUUUACUAUGGAAGCGUCAGCACGAUGGAGCUGGAGCAGGACACUCCGUUCCUCAAAGCUCUGGGCUACACUCCCAUCAACAACAUCACUUCCAGCAUCAUGGAGGAGGUUGCUCAGGAGCUACACAUUGAGGAGCACUUGGAGGUGUUUGCCACAGAGGAGGACCUGGAGAACGCGUCUCUGUAUGAACCCUCCAGUUUCGUAGGGGUCGUGUUUUUGGACAAAGCUGCCACUUCGUACAGACUCAGAUUUCCCUACAACCAGCUGCCCCUGCCCAGCGACUACACCGAGACUUUCGCAAACUGUCUCUCCAGCUCCACAAACUGCAGAGCUGCAAACUACUGGUACUCGGGCUUCACCAGGCUCCAGUCUCUGAUCGAUGCCGCCAUCAUCCAGAUGCAGACGAAGCGUUCCGUGUGGAGCGAGCUGGACUUCCGUGUGGUGAUGAUGGGGCAGCCCGGCUCGGUGGAGGUGCAGAAGUUCCCUCACGCUCUCAUCUCCAUUUACCUGGUCCUGGCCUUCACGCCGUUCGUCACCUUCCUCAUCGUCAACGUGGCCGCGGAGAAAGAACAUCGGCUCAAAGACACGAUGACCAUGAUGGGGCUCUACGACACUGCGUUCUGGUUGUCUUGGGGGCUCCUCUACGCUGCUCUGGUCACCUCCAUGUCCGUGCUCAUGUCGAUCAUCGCCACGUACACGGCCCUCUUCCCAAACAGCCACUUCCUGGUCAUUUUCCUCCUUAUUUUCCUCUACGGCAUCUCCUCUAUCUUCUUCUCGUUCAUGCUGACUCCUCUGUUUAAGAAGCCUAAGUUUGCCAGUACAGUGGGCUCUAUGCUCACUGUGGUGUUUGGAUGUCUCUCACUCUUCACUGUUUUAAUGAGAGACUUCCCUCAACCUCUGGUGUGGCUCCUGUGUCUGUUAUCACCGAGCGCCUUCUCCAUCGCCAUCGCUCAGGUGGUGUACCUGGAGGCACAGGGUGAUGGCGCUGUCUUCUCUUCUCUGUUAAAUGGACCUCAUCCUCUCUACGUCCCUCUGCUCAUGCUUGUGUUAGACUGUGGGCUCUAUCUGCUGCUGGCUAUUUACCUGGACCAAGUACUGCCAGGAGAGUUUGGGAUGCGACGCUCUCCGCUGUACUUCCUGAAGCCGUCCUAUUGGUCCAAACGCAGUAAACGUUACGUAGAAGUGAGCUCAGGCUGCGACACAGAGGCCAACGGAACAACAGAGGGCGCUGUAUCCAUCGAGCCCAUCUCCCCAGAGUUCAGAGGCAAAGAGGCUAUAAGGAUCAAGGACAUUCAUAAAGUUUAUAAAGAGAAGGACAGCACAGUGGAGGCUCUAAGGGGCCUGACCUUUGACAUCUAUGAGGGUCAGAUCACUGCUCUUCUGGGCCACAGUGGAGCCGGGAAGUCCACUCUGAUGAACAUCCUGUGUGGAAUCUGUCCCCCAACCUCGGGCUCCGCGUUCAUCUACGGCUCGCCUGUGUGUGAGGUGGCAGAGAGGCAGGAGAUGAAGCAGCUCGUGGGCAUCUGUCCUCAGUUCAACAUCAUUUUUGACGUCCUCACUGUCGAAGAACAUCUCAGAACAUUCGCCGCAAUCAAAGGCAUCCCCAGGAACCAGAUUGAUGAUGAGGUGUCUAAAGUUCUGAAGGACCUGGACCUGGAGAAGAUCCAGACGGCUCAGGCCAAAAACCUGAGUGGAGGCCAGAAGAGGAAGCUUUCUGUGGGCAUUGCCAUCCUGGGAGACCCCAAGAUCCUGCUACUGGACGAACCAACCGCCGGGAUGGACCCCUGCUCCCGACACCAGGUCUGGACUCUGUUAAAGAGCCGCAGGUCAGAGAGGGUCACUGUCCUCAGCACACACUACAUGGACGAGGCUGAUAUACUGGCAGAUCGAAAAGCAGUGAUCUCUCACGGACAGCUCAAGUGUGUGGGCUCCUCUCUGUAUCUGAAGACCAAGUGUGGGGUCGGCUACCACCUCAGGAUGUCAAUCACAGAGUCAUGUGACCCAGACAAAGUCUCGUCUCUGGUCCAGAACCAUGUCCCCAAAGCCCAACUGUCCCGACGCCAUGAGAGCGAGCUCACCUUCACUCUACCCUUAGAGAAUGUUGACACUUUCCCAGGCCUGUUCUCGGAGCUGGACUCUGCUCCGUCUCUGGGCAUCACUCACUACGGCGUUUCCAUGACAACGCUGGAGGACGUGUUCCUGAGGUUGGAGGCGGAGGCUGAGGUCGACCAGGCCGACUACAGUGUGUUUAACCGAGAGCAGCCAGAGGAGGAGGGCGACACUACCUCUGUGGAUGACCUCGAUCAAAGACUCCUAACCUUCUCUGAGUCUGACGGGGUCAAAGGUCACACCCUGUGGAGGCAGCAGUUCAGCGCUGUGGCCUGGCUACACAUGCUCAACAUGAGGCGGGAGAGGAAGGCCUUUGUGUACACUUUUGCCUUGUUCCUGGUCUUCAUAGCUGCCGUCCUGGUUCUCUCUUUGGCCACUGGGAACAUUCAGAUCCAUUCCCCUGACAGAGAGUUCCUCCCCGUGUAUCUGCUGAGGAGGAACCAAGCCCCACACAGAUACGCCACCAGCCUCCUGGUACAGAACUCAUCAGACUCGGAUAUCUCAGAGCUGAUCCAUAACCUGGAGUCUCAGGAUCUUCAGGUGGAAAUGAUGAGACAAAACGACUUUAUGUCUGCAGCUCCUCACAGCGCCGCCAUCAACGUCACCGGCUCCAACAAGGGUUUCCGGUACAUUCUGGCAUUUAACAGCACCACGGUUCACUCUCUGCCCAUGACUGUGAACAUCCUGAGUAACGCUCUGCUCCGAGGACUCAACGGCUCCACACGCAUCAGAACAUGGACCAAGCCCUUCGACUACAAAAUCCCAGAUGCCACGUCCUAUGCCCUGGUUUACAUCGAGGCCAUCAUCCUGGGCAUGUUGGCUGCUGGGAUGCCUGCGUACUUCGCCAUGGACCACACCCGGGACAGGGAGAUCAAAUGCCGUUCGACUCUGCGUAUCUCCGGUCUCCUCCCCUCUGCGUACUGGUGCGGUCAGGCCGCUGUGGACAUCCCCUUUUUUUACCUCCUGCUCUCCUCCAUGACCGCCAUCCUCUUCAGCUUCCACACCAGCUCCCUGCCCAGCUCCAGCAACAUCACCGCCGUGAUCCUGUGCAUAAUCGGCUUUGGUCCGGCCAUGAUCCUCUUCACUUACGUGGUGUCGUUUGUUUUCGCUCGAGUUCAGAGUAACAGAGAUUUCUUCUCCGUCAUCUCCAUGAUGGUGUGUGUGGUGUCUGCUUCCUUGGUGCAGUUGACUUUUGUAAACGACAGUCCAGCUCUGACCAGGAACCUCCACAACGUGCUGUGUAUGUUUAACCCUCUGUACCCCCUCAUGGGCUGCCUCAACUCCAUCACCAAGGCCACGUUUCUAUCAUCUCUGAACGAGGACAACUUCUUAUGGAAAAACCUUAUUAUCGCUGUGAUCGCUCCGUACCUUCAGUGCAUCGUGCUGCUGUUUCUCCUGCGCUGGAUGGAGAUCAGUUUUGGAGGAAGCACCUUAAAGUCGGAUCAGCUCUGCAGGAUUUCCUCAAAGUCAAAGUCGAGGCAGGAGCGUGUCCCGGAGGAGACGGAGAACGAGGAUGAAGACGUGAAGAUGGAGAGAGCCAGAGUGAAGGAGGCUCUGAACUGUCAGCCGUGUGAGGAGAAGCCUGUAGUGGUGGUGAGCAACGUCAGGAAGAUUUACAGAGGAAAGAGAGAGGGAUUCUCCUUCAGCAAAAACAGAAAAGUCGCCACGAAAAACGUCUCAUUCUGCGUCAAAAAAGGUGAAGUUCUGGGUUUGUUGGGUCCAAAUGGAGCUGGAAAAACCACCAUGAUGCACAUGCUAUCAGGAGACACCGACCCCACAUCAGGACAGGUUUUGUUAGGGCCCCCUCCUGUGGACCAUGUGGGGUACUGCCCUCAGCUCAGUCCUCUUUGGCCCAGAGUCACUCUUCAGGAGCAUCUGGAGAUCUAUGCUGCAGUGAAGGGCAUCAGAGGAGAGGACGUCCCGGGGAUUGUCAAGCGGGUGGUAGAUGCUCUGGAGCUGAAGGAGCAUCUGCACAAACAAGCCAAGACUCUCUCAGCGGGAACCAAGAGGAAGCUGUGCUUCGCUCUGAGCAUGCUCGGAAACCCUCAGAUCGUUCUUUUAGACGAGCCUUCUUCAGGGAUGGACCCCAAAUCCAAACAGAGGAUGUGGCGAGCGAUCCGAGCCGCUUUUAGGGGGCGCCAGAGAGGGGCCGUUCUCACCACACAUUACAUGGAGGAGGCAGAGGCCGUGUGCGACAGAGUGGCCAUCAUGGUGUCUGGACAGCUCAGAUGCAUUGGUUCGAUCCAGCACUUAAAGGGGAAGUUUGGCCGUGGCUACAGUCUGGAGGUGAAGCUCAGAGACGAUCUGACUGGGCUCCAGCAGGUGGCGCUGUUACACAAAGAGAUACUGAGGAUAUUCCCCCACGCAGCCCGACAGGAGAGUUUUGCGACUCUGAUGGUUUAUAAAAUCCCCAUGGAGGACGUGAAGUCUCUGGCCACGGCUUUCUCUGAGCUCGAGAAGGCGAAACAGUCCUUUAACUUUGAGGAGUACAAUUUCUCUCAGUCGACUCUGGAGCAGGUGUUCCUGGAGUUUGCGAAGGAGCAGGAGAGUGAAGAGGAUGAGAUUGGGUCUCUGAGCACUCACUUUCAAUGGCAACGACUGAGACAAGAUGGAGCCAACCACACAGACAGCAUCGUGCACCAGCUAUGAGAAAAGACCCCACAAAGACCAGGUUUAGACCGAGUUUAGACCGGUUUUGGACCUGGGUCAGGACUGAGGAGAAAACUUCGCGAAAACUAUUGUGCACCAGCUCUGAAACUGGAAGAUCUUUGCAAAAAAGACUAAAAAUAAUACAAAAACCAAGUCAAGAGUCAAGUCCUGGUUUAGUCCUGGUUUAGUCCUGGUUUAGUCCUGGUUUAGUCCUGGUUUAGUCCUGGUUUAGUCCUGGUUUAGUCCUGGUUUAGUCCUGGUUUUGAAAUUAGCCAAGACUGAGGCAAGAUCAUGGAUGGACUUUUAUCAUGUGGACAGCAUUUAAAACCAAUGUAACCCCAAAAACUACAACAAUCACACAAAGAAGACUUUAGUUAUGGUUUGGACAUGGUUUGGACCUGGUUUGGACCUGGUUUAGACCUGGUUUAGACCUGGUUUAGACCUGGUUUAGACCUGGUUUAGACCUGGUUUAGACCUGGUUUAGACCUGGUUUAGACCUGGUUUAGACCUGGUUUAGACCUGGUUUAGACCUGGUUUAGUCCCACCACAAUAACUCAGAAUCUGUACAAAAAACAGGACUUCAGGGGUAAUGGCUGCACGUUUCUCAACCUCAACAAAAAAUAGUAAAAAGUGCAAAAAAUGGACUCAAACUUGCUCACAUUUUUAAGAACUGAAGACGUCGGUGGAGAAGACUGUCUCUGGAAUUUAUUUGAACUUUUUAAACUAAAAAAAUCAAGAAAAUGCUAGAUUUCCUACAUACAAGACGUCUUUGUUUCACCAUUUUGCAGUGAGUUUGAUGGACGAGAGGAGACAGUUAUUCAAUAUUUUGGGAUAUUUGUGGGAUUAAUUAUGGUGAACAAGACUAAAAGAAAACAUUUGGGAAUUUGGGAAUUUUUGGUUUUGAAAUCUUGUUGUCUGGGGGGUUUUUUUUGAGAAUUUUUGUGAAAAAAAAUUUCAAGUCAAUGUGGUAUUUUGAGAUUUAUAUGGACACGCCUUUGUGUGGUACUUGUACAUAGUGAGUGUAUUUCCAUAAGAGAUUUUGAGCUGGUUUAGACCUGAUUUAGUCCAGGUUUGUCCUAGUUUAAUCAUUUUACUUUUAGCCCUCGUUUAGACUUGAUUCACAUCUAGUUUAGUCCUGGAUUUGUCCUGGAUUUGUCCUGGAUUUGUCCUGGAUUUGUCCUGGAUUUGUCCUGGAUUUGUCCUGGAUUUGUCCUGGAUUUGUCCUGGAUGAUUCUGGUUUAUUCUUUACCAGGACUAAACCAAGACAAAACUGGGUUAAGACCUAGUUUAGUUGUGGUUUAGUCCUGGUUAAGACCUAGUUUAGACCUGGGUUGGCACUAGUUUAGUUUUAUCCUUGGUUUAGUCCUGUUGUAAUCCUUGUCCUGGUUUGACUUGGUUUAGUCCUUGUUUACAACUAGAUUAGUCUUAGUUUAGUUUAGGUCUAGUUUAUUCCUGGUUUAGACCUGUUGUAAUCCUGGUUUAGUCCUGGUUUAACCCUUUAACAUAUUUUAUCACAAAUUUCACUUUCUUUUCUGUGUUUAUUUAACUCUCUCAAAAUUGCUGAUGCAUUAUGGGUAAUAUUCUCACUGUUUAUAAGUACCACACGUUUGACAUUGAACCGUCUUUGAAUCAGAACUCAUAGAGGCACGUUCACAGUCGUGUGUCUCUUGGUGCUUUGAGCAGGACUCUUGUGUCUGGGCUGCAGUACUCAGAUAUUAUCACAUAUUUAUUCACUGUUUGUUGUUUCAUGGUGUUUUUGUGAGAAUCUAAAAUCUAAAACCUGUUUCUGGUUGAACCAAAGCGACAUCUCAAACCUCCAUUCUAAAAAACAGUAGCAAAGUGCAGAACGCAGAGGAAGCACCAGGGGGCAGGCUAGUCCCUAUCUCACAAGUCCUGGUUAAGACUGGGUUAAGACCUGGUUUAGUCCUGGUUUAGUCCUCGUUAAAACUUUUCAUUUCUGGAGUAGACCUCUUUAAAAUUGAGUUUAGUCCUAGUAGAGUCCUGGAUUAGACCAGUUUUAGUUUUGUUAGUCCAGUUUUAGACCUGGUUUAUACCUGACUAAGAUUGGUUUUAAACGUGGUUUAGUCCUGGCUCAGCCCUGGUCCAGCCCCAGUUUAGUCCUGGUUUGGCCCUGGUUUAGUCCUGUUUCAGCCCCUAUUUACACUCGCGUUAGCCUUGGCUUAGUCCUGGUUUUGUCUCGGUUUAGCCCCGCUUACUUCCAGUUUAGUACUGGUUUGGUUCCGGUUUAGGUUCAGUUUAACCCUGGUUUAGUCCUGGUUCAGUCCCUGGUUUAGUCCUUGUUUAGCCCUCGUUUAGUCCCAGUUUAGCCCUGGUCCAGUCCUGGUCUAUUCCUGGUUUAGUCCUGCUUCAGUCCUGCUUCAGUCCUGCUUCAGUCCUGCUUCAGUCCUGCUUCAGUCCUGCUUCAGUCCUGCUUCAGUCCUGGUUCAGUCCUGGUUUAGUCCGGGUCUGUUCCCUCCUGUUGCCUCUGUGUUUCUUGCACUGAUCCAAACUUGUAGCACUCAGAGUUUUCAUAUUUUUCAUAUUUUUCUAAAGGAUUUGAAUGUGAUGUGAUUUUGAACCGGCUCCAUCGUGUCGAUGUUAUUUUAGUGUAAAUAUCUCAACCAUCUCUUUGUAUAACCACAAAAUUGUAAUCUUUUAAAAAAAAAACAAAAAGGGAAUUUCAAUCCACGUCUGACUAUUAUAACCGAAAUGCAGAAUUAUUACUCAAAUAUCUGUACAUUUGUGUUUGUGAAAAAGCAUUUAAACAAGAAAGAUUCAGGGUUUAGUUGUUAUUAAAGAAACUGUCAGUGCUUUCCAAUUACCUGGAUUAGACCUGGUUUAGAUCUCAUUUAGACCUGGUUUAGUCCUGACUUGACCGGGCUUAAAUCAGUGAUUAACCUGGGCUAAACUAAGGUCUAGUUCCGGUUUUGUCCUGGUUUAAUCUAGAUUUGUUCCUAGUUGUAAACUGAUUUGCUUUAACCCAGGUUUAGUCCUGGUUCAGUCCUGGUUCAGUCCUGGUUUAGUCCUGGUUCAGUCCUGGUUCAGUCCUGGUUUUGCUCCUUGGUAAGUGCUGACAGCUCAGUUGUAAUAAUAUGUAAGAAAGUAUUUAUUCACAUUCAUUUUUUUGUUGUUUUGAAGUUCUUUGUAGCUUUGGUCAAAAGGAGUGAGCGCUUUGACGACAAGAAAGGAGCUUUGACAACAGAAUUGAUGUGGAACAAUUACUCUUUUGUUUACAAUUUUGGGUUUCCUCUUGGGAUUUAGGGGAAAAAAUCUUAAACUUUCCGAGAGAUUUAUUUAACUUUUUAUUGCCAGGAUAAGAUUAUUUUUAUUUUAUUUUUUGUCUAGUUUAAAGCCUAUUUCUGUUAUAAUUUAGUCCUGGUUUAGUCCUGGUUUAGUCCCGGUUUAGUCCCGGUUUAAACUGGUCUCUUUAUUGCACUGUUGUCACUUUUUUAUAAUUUCACACUAAUGUCUGGACGUUUUUGUUCCAUGUCUUAUGAAAAUGUAUUUAACUCUCAAAUUCUUCUGAAAUUUCUGCCUUUUUAAUGACGACAGCUCUUAUUUUGAAAGGGUAGCUCUAUUUCCUGCCUUCAGUAACUUUCAAAGCGGGUCUCUUCUCAUGCUCAAUUUUAAUUUUGCACUAAAUAUUUUAAUUGUUUUAUGCAAAUGUGUGUUUCAUCAAAGUUUGUCAUCAAUAAAUGUUU